Phaedon cochleariae (mustard beetle) is the source of this 1171-nucleotide messenger RNA. Lineage: Eukaryota; Metazoa; Arthropoda; Insecta; Coleoptera; Chrysomelidae. The record is from the annotation of a GenBank genome assembly.
CGCUUUGACAGCUCUCGAAAACCCCGCCAGAUGGCAUACGUUUGUUUUCGAAUAAAUUAUGAGAAAAUAGUGGUUGAGUAAAAAGUGGAAUUCUGCUUUAUGGCAAUCAAGAAGGUAAAAGUCCAUGUCAUCUUGAUAUUGAUGUUCUCAUUAUUGUCAAAAUUACUGACAAACGUUGUCAAAUGUGAACAAACAGUAGUCAAGAAUAUUACUAGAAUGUGUGAUUGCUCUGAUGAAUAUAUUUUGAGGAAAACUGCGUUACUAGCUCCACCUCUAUCAAGGGACCGGCACAAAGGGCAAGCGGGAAGAAUAGGAGUUUUUGGCGGGAGUAUUGAAUAUACCGGAGCGCCAUAUUUCUCAUCUAUCAGCGCUCUGAAAGUGGGCGCUGACCUAACCUACAUUUUCUGCAACAAGGAAGCUGCCACUGUCAUCAAGUCCUACAGCCCUGAGCUGAUAGUCCUACCAGUACUUGACGAUUCUAAGGCUAUAGAAAAAAUAGAGCCUUGGCUAGAUAGGUUGCACGUUGUACUGAUUGGCCCAGGUCUUGGCAGACAUGACAACACCUUCGAGGUCAUAGAAAACGUUAUUCAGAGUUGCAGGAGUCAGAGGAUACCGAUGGUCAUAGACGCUGAUGGUCUAUAUUUCGUAUCGAAAAAACCAGAGGUCAUCAAAGAUUACCCGGCACCCAUCAUCCUAACCCCAAACGUCAUGGAAUUCAACAGGUUAGUCGGCCAAACAACCGGCGACGGCACCAAACUAGAACGAUCCUCUUCUUUCUUAAAGUCCCUAGGCGGCAACAUCACCAUCCUCUGCAAAGACAAAGACGACGAGAUAAUCAGCAAAGGCACGGUGGUCAAAGUGACAGGUGGUGGUUCUGGAAGAAGAUGUGGAGGUCAAGGGGAUCUUCUGGGCGGGUCUUUAGCAACUUUUUUCGCUUGGGCUCUGAUGAAGGGGGAGGAUGUGAACGUGGCUUGCUGUGCUGCAGCCAGGCUUACUAGGGAAUGCAAUUCUAGAGCUUUUUCGAGGUUAGGUAGGAGCAUGACGACCACAGAUAUGAUCGAGGAGAUUCAUGGGGUGUUUCAGGAUAAUUUCGAGUUGAAAUAAAAGUUUCAAGGACAUGGUUGUGUGUUUCUUUCAUUAUUGAAUAGCAAUAAAUAUACUUUGAGCAGCA